Messenger RNA from Zeugodacus cucurbitae (melon fly), 1794 nucleotides. It is a transcript of the gene Nach, whose product is annotated as sodium channel protein Nach. Gene Ontology annotation, biological process: sodium ion transmembrane transport. The record is from RefSeq and is a predicted model, not a curated record. The transcript is spliced from 7 exons. Gene Ontology annotation, molecular function: ligand-gated sodium channel activity. NCBI's taxonomy places the organism in Eukaryota, Metazoa, Arthropoda, Insecta, Diptera, Tephritidae. The coding region runs from base 21 to 1481 and encodes 486 amino acids. Gene Ontology annotation, cellular component: membrane.
UAUUUCUUUAUUGCAGCAAAAUGGCUCAGCUGAAAGGCAAGCAUAAGAAGCAAUCAUCUUCACCACUAUUAGCAGCUAUUAAGCGCACUUGGUUAGCAUUUUGCGCCUCAAGUAGUAUACAUGGCUUGAAGUAUACGCAAGACAGAGACACCAAUAAAGUGGUGCGCUUUAUUUGGAUGCUCAUCACGUUGAUCAUGUUUAUCUGUGCAAUAUUAAUGGUCUACACAUUUUAUAUGAGUUACCGGAGCAAUCCAACCCGUAUGAAUAUAGAGAAGGACCAUGCACCGGUUGAUAGUAUUAUUUUUCCAGCCGUAACUAUAUGUCCGGAGACACUUUACAACAUAGAACAGGCAAAAAGCUACCUCGCAACGCUCAAACUACCACCCGGCUCAAAUAUAUCUCAGAUAAUACCAAUUUUGACAGCAUCUUUUGGCUUUAUCAACGAUGACUAUGCUUACAGCAUACCAGAGAUAGAAUUGAUGCAGCAACUGAUUGACAUUAAUAACCUAAGCACAUUGACGUUCAUGAAAAAUCUACAAUGGAAUUGUGAAGAUAUUCUAUUUCGCUGUCGUUUCAAGUGGCGAAUUGUGGAUUGCAAGCAACUCUUGGGAAUAUCACGCACAUUUUUUGGCUACUGUUGUUCCUUCAACCUCAAUCAGCCUGGUUUAAACUAUACUGGUAAGUACGCAUUAUCGGGCCUGUUCGAUGGUCUUUCACUGAUACUUUACUACAAUGACACGAAUUACGGUGAGUUGGGCGCCUACUCAGAUGGUUUUAAAGUUUUACUCUCGGAGAAUGAUGCUUUCCCCAGCGCGCAUGCUGUCAUCAAAUUCACGCCACUUAAGCAGGAGACUUUCGUCGGGAUACGACCCACGGAGACGUACUGUUCGAAGGAGGUGAAAGCAUUGUCGGUGGAAGAGCGUCAAUGUGUUCUAUCGCAUGAGUUUCCACUCAAGCAUUUCGAGAAAUAUGUUGGUGUUAAUUGUGAGCUGGAAUGUCGUCUGCAGAAUAUGCUUAAAAUCUGUGGUUGCCUGACAUAUUUCUUUUACACAAAUGACACACAGGAACGUAUUUGCUCCUUCAAGGACAUACCCUGCUUAUUGGAUAAUUUCGCCACCAUAAUUGGACGUUAUCGAAACAGUCAAUGUUACUGCCCGAAUUCCUGCGAAUUAAUCGACUUUAAUGUGGAACUGACGAAUGCUGAUUUACAAAUUGAUAUACCGACUGUGGAUCAGUUUUACAACGGUAUGCAGGAGAACUAUUCCGUAGUUCACAUAUUCAUUAACAAUCAAAUAUAUCGACGCAUACGUCGUGAUCUGCUAUCAAAUAUGGUGACACUGGUUUCAAAUUUGGGCAGCGCUUUCAGUCUCUUUGUUGGUAUCAGCAUGAUCUCGAUUGUAGAAGUCAUCUACUAUCUAACGGUUGUAUUGAGAAAGUAUUAUCUACAAGAGUUGAAAGCACGUGAGAAGUUACGGCGCUAGAGUGAAUUAAGAAUUAGAGUCAUAACAGUACAACUUAAAAUAUAAUUGAAAUGAAUGAAGUAAAUACUGCUUCUCUACUACUUCUAAUUUGAAACCCUUUUUAGAUUUAUUAAAUCAUAAAUAAAUUCAAAUCGAAAAUAAAUAAAAAUAUGAAUUCUAAUUUUGUAAAGAAAGAAGUGUUAUAUAUGGACUCUAUUUACAGCAGACAUCGCUAUUGGAACCUCGAGACUGUCGAUGUCACUCACAAAGAGUUCAUACUCAAAUUCACCUUACUUCUCGUAGUAUUAUACCUUGGACAUUGCGUCCAAAUGUA